Molecule: messenger RNA, 1329 nt
Organism: Vicia villosa (hairy vetch)
Lineage: Eukaryota; Viridiplantae; Streptophyta; Magnoliopsida; Fabales; Fabaceae
Exons: 2
Coding region: 1-1329 (442 amino acids)
Source: RefSeq, a predicted model, not a curated record
AUGUCUCAGCAGCCAAACCCACAAUCUCCGUCGAAAGUGUCCGCUUCCUCUACUCAUGCUCAAGACGCUACGGAUGUCCCCAUUAACCCUAAUGUGAUUCUUGAGGUCACCCCUUUACAGAUGGUGAUUCCAUACGAUCUUGUGGCAAAAAGGCCAAGGACAUCGCAUGCACGAAAAACCAAAGAGACAGCAAGGAGACCUAAAAAGCCAAAUUCUAAUCAGACUUCUCAAUCGUCCGUUCCUCCCUCUAGGGAAGAAUUAUCUAAAGAAGGCUCUAGGUAUGGUCACAAUGCCAUUGCUAAAAUUGUUACCCAUAUCCUAAAUGAGAAUAAUGUUAUACCUGGGAUCUCUGUUCCUUUAAAUUAUGUGCUUCCUGAGAAUACGAAUGUUAAUGAAGAAAACGUUGUUGAUAAAGAUGUUGAUGAUGCUGUCAAUAGAAAUGAUGUUGUGAAUAUGGAUGUGCAUGUGGAUGACAAUAAUAAGAAUGAUGAUGUGGAAGAGACUGUUGGUAAGGACGAUGCUAUUAUUGAUAAUGAUCACAUUGAGGUCCCUAUUGUUGCUGUGUACAAUGAAAAGGUACCUAGUAAUGUGUCUGGUGAUAAGGAUGAGAUGCACACUGAAGAUGGUCAAACUGAAGAAAAAGAACCUGAGAAAACCCAAGCUGAUAAAGUCAUCAACCUUGAUGAUCUCUCUAAUGAUGACUUGGUUGCUUCUAUCAAUCCAAGCAUAGAAAAAAGGCUUAUAAGGAGGAAAGGGAAGCAAGCCGUGGCUAAGCCCACUUCUGUUGGACCCAAAAAAUCAUGGAGCAAAGUGGUGCCUAAGAAGAUAAAGGCUAGAAUCAUUGCUGAGAAUGAGUCAGAUUCUGAUGUUGCUGUGAAUGUCAAUGACAUCCAUCCCAAGAAGAAGGUCUCUACUAGCAAACUUGCUACUAGUGUACCUGAAGUACCUAUUGAUAAUAUUUCUUUUCACUAUCCAUCCAGUUUACUCAGAUGGAAAUUUGUUUAUCAGAAAAGAUUGGCCUUAGAAGGGGAGCUUGCUCAGAAUGCUCUUGAGUGUGAGGAGAUUGUGAAUCUCAUUCAUGAAGCUGGACUGAUAAAAACUGUGACUCAAUUCUCUAAGUGUUAUGAAGUCCUUGUGAAGGAGUUCAUUGUGAACUUACAUGAAGAUUGUGGCAAUAAGAAAGCUAAGGAUUACUUAAAAGUGUUUGUCAGGGGAAAAUGUGUUAAUUUCUCCCCCUCUGUGAUCAACAAAUUUCUGGAAAGAUCUAAUGAAGCUCAACCGGAGCUAGAAGUAUCUAAUAAUCAAAUGUGCAAAGUAAUUACUGCUUGA